Monodelphis domestica (gray short-tailed opossum) is the source of this 2540-nucleotide messenger RNA. It is a transcript of the gene MCHR1, whose product is annotated as melanin concentrating hormone receptor 1. Gene Ontology annotation, biological process: neuropeptide signaling pathway. Gene Ontology annotation, molecular function: melanin-concentrating hormone receptor activity; neuropeptide binding. The record is from RefSeq and is a predicted model, not a curated record. Lineage: Eukaryota; Metazoa; Chordata; Mammalia; Didelphimorphia; Didelphidae. Gene Ontology annotation, cellular component: plasma membrane; neuron projection.
CCCCCUCUUCCUCCUCCCCCUCCCCCAGUGUGGGCAGCCCGCCGCAGCCUGCUUCCCCGCGGCAGGCUCGGUGCGCGCGUGUGAGGGAGGGUGUGCGCGCCUGCCCUCGCCUCUGCCUCUGCCGGGGACGCUGCAGCUCCGCCCGCAGCCGCCUCCCCAAGUGAGCCGGCCGAGGUCCGCGGGGGAGGGGGGCGGGGCGAGCGCGUGGGCCGGAGCCGGAGAGGCGAGGGAGGGGGCCGGGAAGACCCUGCGGGCGGGCCCGAAGCUGCCGCAGCCUGCGUGGGCGGCCGGCGCGGGGAGCUCGGCUCCGGGCGGCCGCGCGAGAAGGGACGCGGGGACCAUGGACCUGGCCACAGCCCUGCUGCCCCUCGCCGCCAAUGACAGCAACGCCUCGGAGCCCGGCGGGGGCAAUCUCACUUCUGGCUUUUCCCCACCACGCCCGCGGCGAGUGUCCUACGUCAGCAUCAUCAUGCCUUCCGUGUUCGGCAUCAUCUGCUUGCUGGGCAUCGUGGGGAACUCCAUGGUGAUCUUCACCGUGGCCAAGAAGUCCAAAUUCCACGGGUGCAACAACGUCCCGGACAUCUUCAUCAUCAACCUCUCGGUGGUAGACCUGCUCUUUCUCCUGGGCAUGCCCUUCAUGAUCCAUCAGCUCAUGGGCAACGGCGUCUGGCAUUUCGGGGAGACCAUGUGCACCCUCAUCACCGCCAUGGAUGCCAACAGUCAGUUCACCAGCACCUACAUCCUCACGGCGAUGGCUAUCGACCGCUACCUGGCCACCGUCCACCCCAUCUCCUCGACCAAGUUCAGGAAGCCCUGCGUGGCCACCCUGGUGAUCGGCCUGCUGUGGGCGCUCUCCUUCAUCAGCAUCACCCCAGUGUGGCUCUACGCCAGGCUCAUUCCCUUCCCCGGAGACACUGUGGGCUGCGGCAUUCGCCUGCCCCACCCGGAGACGGAUCUGUACUGGUUCACCCUGUACCAGUUCUUUUUAGCCUUCGCCCUGCCCUUCGUGGUGAUCACGGCAGCCUACGCCCGGAUCCUCCAGCGGAUGACGUCGUCCGUGGCCCCGGCUUCUCAGCGCAGCAUCCGGCUGCGGACCAAGCGGGUGACACGCACAGCCAUAGCCAUCUGCCUGGUCUUCUUUGUGUGCUGGGCACCCUACUAUGUGCUGCAGCUGACCCAGCUCUCCAUCAGUCGCCCCACUCUGGCCUUCAUCUACCUCUACAACGCUGCCAUCAGCCUGGGCUAUGCCAACAGUUGCCUCAACCCAUUUGUCUACAUCGUGCUCUGUGAGACCUUCCGCAAACGCCUGGUGCUCUCGGUCAAACCGGCUGCCGUGGGUCAGCUCCGGACGGUCAGCGCCGCCCCCACUGCAGAGGAGAUGACCGAAAGCAAAGGCGCCUGACGCUGCCUCCGUGCUCCAGGCGCCUCCGACAGCCACGGCCAAGCUGAGGCUGAGCCGUGGCGAGGAGCCCAAGACGAGGAGUGGGCAAGGGCGGAGGAGCCAGAUACACCUGCAGGCAGAAAGGCUGCCGAGCCUGCUGGGAGCCACGGCCCAAGGCCCAGCUCGGGAGGGAGGACCCCGCGCGGGCCUGAGGAGCAGCGGCAGAAAGCCACCAAGCGGCUGAGGAGAAACGGUCACUCCAGGCUUCCCGUCACAUCUCCUUAAGCCACACGUCCAUCUGUUGGCCCCACAUCAUCCUGUCGUGGCCCCAACAGGGCAGCCGGCUCGAGACUCGGGCCGAAGCAGGAGGCAGAGUGGCAGGAGCCCCAGUGGACGGGGUGGGCCCCGGGCAGGGAGAUGGGCAAGUAGCCCCAAAAGGCUUUCUCGCAUCUCCUUUGCAUGAAAAUCCGAGCAGAGCGGAGGGGAGCUGAGACACGGGGAGUCCCCAACUUGGUUCUCUGCUUCUCUUGGCAAAUGCAUGCUUUGGACUGAGGAGGGGAAUUGUGAAAAAGUCCGCCAUGCUUGGGACAGGGAGCUUCCCUCCUUUCCUUUAAGGCCCAGCUCGGUGGACCCCUCCUGCCCAUCCCCUAAUUCUGCCCCCUCCCCUCUCCGGGGCCUUUGGCUCCUUUAGCAUCCUAGCUUGUAUUCUAUUUAUCUGUCUAGCUGUCCAAUCCCCUCCUUGGCUGAGGGGGUUAUGGCAUCCUUUGGCUUUGUAGCUCCAGCCUGGAGACCAAGAAAUGGGGGGUAUAUUGAACUACAUUGAGAAAGGGGGGGCAACCAGGUGACUCAGUGGCUAGAGAGCUAGGCCUGCAGACAGGAGAUCCUGGGUUCAAAUUUAGCAUCAGACACUAGCAAGCUGGCUGACCCUGGUCAGAAGACAGCCACUCCCUUGGGUGGGGGCUGGAACGUGGGAGAGGGCUUGAGAAGGGAAAGGAAAGCCUUUGGGUAGAUCCAGGCUGGGUUUGAUCCUCUGUGUGCUGCUGCUGUAAACGCCCUUCAGCCAGGGGCCAUUUGGGCUGCUGGGCCCUCUGUGUAUCCCUAGGCACAAGGACAGUGUCUGGCAUGCAAAAGGCACCUAAUAAAUGCUUACAGCACCUCA